Molecule: messenger RNA, 1926 nt
Organism: Psammomys obesus (fat sand rat)
Lineage: Eukaryota; Metazoa; Chordata; Mammalia; Rodentia; Muridae
Gene: Lgmn
Product: legumain
Exons: 14
Coding region: 137-1444 (435 amino acids)
Biological process (GO): vacuolar protein processing
Molecular function (GO): cysteine-type endopeptidase activity
Source: RefSeq, a predicted model, not a curated record
GGUGCAGCUCAAUCUCAGCAGGGCGGAUUCUGGAGGAGGCUGCUUUGAGGCUGCGCGACACCCGGAGUUCCCACGGUUCGGCCGUCACCGCGGCGGUCACCCGCCCAGCCUUCUGUAGCAGACGCCGGCGUGCAGAAUGAUCUGGAAAGUGGCCGUGCUUCUCAGCCUGGCGCUGGGUGCUAGAGCUGUUCCCGUUGGCGUGGAUGACCCUGAGGAUGGCGGCAAGCACUGGGUGGUGAUCGUGGCGGGCUCCAACGGCUGGUAUAAUUACCGGCACCAGGCAGAUGCGUGCCACGCCUACCAGAUCAUUCACCGAAAUGGGAUUCCAGACGAGCAGAUCAUAGUGAUGAUGUAUGAUGACAUUGCCAACUCGGACGAAAACCCUACCCCAGGUAUUGUGAUCAACCGGCCGAACGGCACAGACGUGUACAAGGGAGUCCUGAAGGAUUACACUGGAGAGGAUGUGACUCCGGAGAAUUUCCUCGCAGUGCUGAGAGGCGACGCAGAAGCUGUGAAGGGCAAAGGGUCUGGAAAAGUCCUGAGGAGUGGUCCCCGGGAUCAUGUGUUCGUUUACUUCACUGACCACGGAGCCACCGGAAUUCUGGUGUUUCCUAGUGAUGAUCUUCAUGUCAAGGACCUGAACAAGACUAUUCAAUACAUGUAUGAGCACAAAAUGUACAAGAAGAUGGUGUUCUACAUCGAAGCAUGUGAGUCCGGCUCCAUGAUGAACCACCUGCCCAAUGACAUCAAUGUUUAUGCAACUACCGCCGCCAACCCCAACGAGUCAUCUUACGCCUGCUACUAUGACGAGGAGAGAAAUACCUACCUGGGUGACUGGUACAGCGUCAACUGGAUGGAAGACUCUGACGUGGAGGAUCUGUCCAGAGAGACACUUCACAAGCAAUACCACCUGGUCAAGUCUCACACCAACACCAGCCACGUCAUGCAGUAUGGGAACAAAUCUAUCUCCACCAUGAAAGUGAUGCAGUUCCAGGGUAUGAAGCACAGAGCCAGUUCCCCCAUCUCUCUGCCUCCAGUCACACGCCUUGACCUCACCCCUAGCCCAGAGGUGCCACUGACCAUCCUGAAAAGGAAGCUGCUGAGGACCAACGAUCUGAAGCAAUCCCAGAAUCUCAUCGGGCAGAUCCAGCAGCUUCUGGAUGCCAGGCACGUCAUUGAGAAGUCUGUGCACAAGAUCGUCUCCUUGCUGGCGGGAUUUGGGGAUGCUGCUGAGAGACUCCUGUCGGAAAGAGCCGUGCUCACAGCACAUGACUGCUACCAGGAGGCUGUGACCCACUUCCGCACACACUGCUUUAACUGGCACUCCGCCACGUAUGAGUAUGCCUUGAGGCAUUUGUAUGUGCUGGCAAACCUCUGUGAGAAGCCAUAUCCGAUUGACAGGAUAACGAUGGCCAUGGACAAGGUGUGCCUUAGUCACUACUGAACAGCUGCCUUCCCAACUCUUCUUGAAGAGUGAACACAGUUCAUUGGAAUGUGUACCAACCUGGGACUGAAAGGGUGGAGCCACAGGCAGCCACCACGGGAAGGCUGCCAGCCCAGCCCUGGGCUUUCUUUCUGAAGAUACUUGUCUACUAAGAAGCAGGUUUGGGUGGUCAAUGCUCUCUGGAGAAAGGACUUUUGCUUCUUAGAAGUUUUUUGUGUUGUGUUUUUUUUUUUUUUUUUUUUUUUUUUUUUUUUUUUUUUUUGUCCAUUAGCUUUCAAGAGCAAAUUCACUGAGGCGUCUGUCGCCAGUGAAGGAAUCUUCUGAGAUUUGAAGCUGAAACCUCUUUCCGUCUUCACGGUGAUUUUACUGAAGGGGGGCUGAAAGCCCUUAAAGGAGAAUUAUUUUUAGAAAAUAUAAUUUUUGAUUGCUUUUGUAUUUUAUUCUGUGAUAAUGGAUGUCUUAAAAAAAUAAGUGAAGCAAGA